GGGUCUCGGUCCCCCUCCGAAUGCAACACCGCCCCCUGGCGGGCGGCCGCGUGCUCGCACAGGUGGCGGCUCCCGGGCAUGGGCAACAGCGAGUCCCCAUCACCACGCUGGGCACGUGUGGGGACGCGAGAUGAGGCCGGGGACUUUGGGCCCCGAUUCAGAGAACGCGGGGCUUCCCAAAGGGCACGGAGGCCGCCCCCGCCCCCGGUGGGCACGAAGCGAGCGGCCCGGGCUCCAGCCACGCGCUUCCGUCCUGGUCCCCAGCCCUGUAUAAAGAGCAGCCUGCGCGCGGGCGGCCACCCCAUCCGGGCCGCGGACGGGCAGGCGGGCAGCAGGGCGGCCCCUGAGAGGUGCACCGGAUCACCACCUGGGAAGAUGUGGUCCUGCCUGGUGCCUGGGCUGGCCCUCUGCCUCCUGCUGGGACCCCUGGCAGGGGCCAGGCCGCUGCAGGAGCAGGAAGACCCCUACGCAGAGCCGCCGGCCAUGCCCUACUGGCCGUUCUCCACGUCGGACUUCUGGAACUACGUGCAGCAGCUGCAGGCCCUGGGCGCCUACCCCCAGCUCGAGGACCUGGCGCGCACCUUCUUCGCACACUUCCCCCUGGGCACCACCCUGGGCUUCCACGUCCCCUACCAGGAGGACUGAGCCCUGGCCGGCACUGUCCACCUCCCGGGGCGCGGGAUCCCUCCACGGGGCUGGGCCCAGCCUCGCACCCAAUAAAGUCCUACCGGGAGAACGUGAGCGCGCCAGGGCUUGCUUUCCAGAUGCAGCUGCGCUCCGGUGCCACGCACGAAGCCCUUGACCAGGGCGCCCGGCUGGCGGUGUGGCCCAGAGGCAGGGGGCGGCAGCCUCCCCAGGGUUGAGGCAAGGACACCUGGCAGCA
Molecule: messenger RNA, 883 nt
Organism: Oryctolagus cuniculus (rabbit)
Lineage: Eukaryota; Metazoa; Chordata; Mammalia; Lagomorpha; Leporidae
Source: RefSeq, a predicted model, not a curated record